CUCGUUUUUGUGCACAUUGUGAUUGGCUAGAUAUUCCUGUCCCUAUUUGUGAUUGGCUGCUUGCUUUUUUCUGUGACAGUCAGCAGCACUUUGCUGUUAUGCGUGAAUAUGUUUAAUUAAUUGAACUGUAGAGCUAAAGAAGGAUAUCAGUAACGCGCUUUUACAAUAAUUUUUGCCAUAAAAAAUAUAUAUAUGAAUACGUUAUAAGAUUUAAAUAAAUAUUUAAUUGCUCAGGUCAGGCUACAGCACCGCGCAGAUUCAGUCACACUGCAGCUACACCCGACACGAUGGCGAGAAUGAUGGGUUAAUGAAUUAGUAAUAAUAAAAAUAAUCAUAUUAAUACCAAUAACGUGCUGUUAGCAGUGGAUGGCCUACGACUCAGCCGGAGCGGAGAGAAGCGGGGAGGCGGCGUGGCUACUGCAACAGCAGCGGCACAUGCAGCAGCCGAAAGCGGGCUGGAGCCCCGGGUACAACCCGGAGAGCAGCUGGAGCGGAGCGAUGGACUCUAAUCCAUAUUGUGGCUAUCCACCAAACUACUGGUACCCUCAUUCGCAUACUGCUGGACCGUAUAGUAACACAUACCCCUCUGGAGCAGAGGUCAAUGGACAAGCACCGUACAAUCCCCAGGCAAUGUCAGGCUAUCCCAAUGGGGUGUACAAUCCAGGACAGUACUCAGCCAAUAUGAUGCACCCAUCCAAUCCGUUCUACUGCAGUGAGCAGAUUCCUCCACGGCAACCACCUCAGUAUCAUAAUCAGGGCUGCGCUGAUCGGCCCGCGGGGAAUUCUACUCAGCCUCCCUAUGCUGUACCGCAUUGCCAAGGGGGUCCUGGAUAUCCCCCUAAUUCGUACCCACACUAUGGAGAUGGAUGCCCCUCCAACCCUGGGUAUCCCACCCAGCAGGCCAUGCACUCAAGGCCCCAGCCUGAAGCCUGGCCCCAUUCAGGCGGAUAUGGGCCAACACAGCCUCAACAGCAGUGGCAGCCUGGCACCCAGCCAGCUCACGGGCCAUACGCUAACCAUGCUAACCACGUCCGACCUCCACAUCCUCCACCCUGGCAGGGGCCUGCGCCACCUCCAUAUGAACAUAAGGAACCUCCAUAUCCCGGUCCGCCAGUGCAUCCUCGAAACCAGGCUUCGGGCCCCAAACCUCGACCCAACACCCCAAACCCGAACCCGGGCCAGCCCAAACCUUCUGAGUACAGCGCCCCUCCUCAGAUCUACAACAGAGCAGCCUCUGGUGGCGGAGGCGUGAAAGGCGGCCCAGAACCCAAACCAGCGCCGAAUGACCCGCCUCCAGCAAGCUCUACCCCUACGACGAUCCCCUUCAGCGAUAACCCCAGCCUGGCUCGAGUCCAGCAGGUCCUGGCCAGAGUCCAGCUGCUCGAAGAGGACGUGGAUGAGUUUGUUGGCAAAAAGACGGACAGAAGCUACCGCUGCCUGGAGGAGCUGCUGACCAAAGAGCUGCUGGAGCUGGACUCAGUGGAAACCAACGGCCAGGACAGCGUCCGGUACGCUCGGAAAGAGGCUGUGCAGAAGAUCCAGGCCAUCCUGGACCGCCUGGAGAAGAAAGCCUUCUAGCCCUAGUACCAGCCAAUAGAGCGUCAGAGAUAGUGGGUUUGAUUGACACUUGGUUUGCUCGAUUUUUGUUCUUUUGGUUUUGGGGUUUUGUUUAUAGUUUUGUUUGUUGGGAUUGGGUGCAGCAUACAGGAUGUUUUAUAGAUCAGUAAGUAUCUAAAAGUCAGUUUUUGGGGUGGGUGUUUUUGUCAAAAGCAGGAUUUCUCCGUUACCAGAUAAAUUAAAACAGGAUUCUGCAUGAUUUCAUGUUUGAGAUUAAAACAGCCAUAGCUUGGUUUGGUUAAGGAUAAAAUUGUGAUUCAUUGUAGAGAAAAUUAGAUUCUGAUUUCUUUACAGUGGUGGUGAAUAGCAGCAGAUGAGCCAUGAGUACUACACAAAUAUAGCAAUUUUAUUCACUAGUCAAACCCACCAGUGAACCUGCACAUGAGUUUUAUGUGGAUUUAUGAUGAUGGUUAUAGUGGCAGUACGUGACUAAUAAACAUUUAUUUGGUCUCGAUUUUUCUUUUUUCAGCUUUGCCCUGCAUAUAUCCCUCCACAAUAAAUGGAUUGUAUGACCAAAACUAUAAGAACAAGAAGAGUCUCAUGCAUUAGUUUUCGUAUCCAUUAAGAGAAAUAACUUUCUAUAAGGGAUAUUUUAGUGGUUCAGAUGUCCUAUUCCAUUCACCACCACUGUAAACAAUUCUGAUUAUGUAUGAUUCAUCACCUGACCUGCCUCACGUCAUCACUGGGUGAGCUGUGUGUGGUUUGCAUUACUAAAGAGUACUGUGAAAAGGUUUUAGAACCUAGAAUGAGAAGCUUCUAAUCUGAGCAGUAAGUUAUUAUUUCCUGAGUAAAUCACUAAUGUUAGAGUAAAUAAAUAGCAAAAAAUCUUAUAUUGCUGGGAUUAAUCAUUGUAAAUCAUCUGAUUAUGUAUUUAAACCUCUGCACAGUACUGUAUGACCAUCUAAGCUUCUCUUAGUGAAUGACAGUGUGUUAGACAAUCCAGUAUUUUUGUCUUAGACUAAUAAUAACUCAGAUUCUUGAAAGCAUCUUUUUGUUGAGGUUCGUGUAAGUGGUAGAGAUGGGCUCAGUUUUCCAGACAGGGAUUAAGCCUAGUCUUGGACUGAACAACAUUUUAAAUAGAGAUUUUCCAUUGAAAGAGAUGUAUAGUUUUAAGACUAGGCUUAAUUCCUGAUUGGAAACACUGUGUUUUUGUGCUUAGAUGUUACAGAAAUCAAGUCUAGACUAUUUAGAAAUCCUGCCUUUCUUAAACACCCUCCUUUACAUGGAUUAAGCCUAGUUUUAGACAAAAAAAAUCCCUACCCCAAUGUUUAGGGUAGAUGAAUGUUAUUUACUAAAUGAAUAUAGGAUGAGAUUAAUUGUCUUGGUUUAGGCUUAAUCUAGGUGUGCAGAUACUGACUCUGUGUAUUUGUUUCUGGCUGGGUCAUCUUUUCAAUCAUAAAAAAGAGAAAAAUCUAUCACUCUCUGUGCCAUAAACAUAAACACAGUUUAUAUAAGGAUAGGAUUGGUUUGACCGCUGACUGAAGUUGCUGGCUGCAUCUAAUGCAUUAAUUUCAGUGUACUUUAAACCUGUGUAGUAGUUAUAGAGCAGUCCGUCACAUUACAUACACACUCAUUCAGGCUAUUAAGUGGUCCUAACAGUGUCUGUUAAGUCAUGUAGUCCUAAGGGUGUGCCAUAGAAGCUACACUGAUCAAUACGUCCUUCAUAAACUGUUGUUUGCAUGUAUAUUUCACACUAUUCUUGGUCACUGCCAUGCUAGAACUCGCUGAAGGGAGGUCAUUUCCGCCACUUUUCUUGAACCAGUUGCAGAAAACCACAAGUCAGGAAUAUAAAUAUAAAAUAUUACUACUUCUACUUACUAUAUCAAGCCAUUGCUUACUAGUAGUUAAUGCCAGUAUACCCUGCAAUAGUGGCACAUUUAUUAGGGGAUAAGUGUGAUUUCUCAGUUAACAAGACACAAAAGUUUUUGUAUGAUUAUUCUAAUGGAAGUCAUUUGCCCCGUUUUGGUCUGUUAUAAUUGCAGAAAAAACAUAGUCAUAAAUAUAAACAUGAAAUAUUAUUACUUCUGUUAUGGUUCUGUUAAACCAUUGCUUAGCAGUAAUUAUUGACACUCUACCCUGCGAUAACAGCUAAUUUAUAAGGGGAUAAGUAGGACUUAUGAGUUCAUUUGGAAAUGGUAGUUAAAACCUAACCUAUUUAAAAUUACAGAGAAAGUGUAAUUGUGUGUAAUUCACAUUAAAUCCAGAAAUCCUCAUUAUUAUUACUGUUAAAAUACUUUACAUAUUUGAACUUGUAUACAUAUUUUUUAAUUCUGUUUGCAGCAUGUGUAGCAUGUGGUAGAUUACCACAGACAAUAAUUUUAUUAUGUUUCCUUGAAAUACAGGGCAUCCAAUUAAGCGUAACAUUUUGACCACCUCCUUGUUUCUAUAUUCACUUUGUAGUUCUAUAAUUACAGACUGUAGACUUUCUGUUUCUCUGCAUAAAAUACCACCACAGAGCAGCUAUUCUUAGAACAGCAGUGGCAUUAGCAUGUUGGUGGUUAGUCUGCAUUGUGCUUGUACUAGUAGAUCAGAUACAGCAGUGCUGCUGGAGUUUUUAAACACUGUGUUCACUCACUGCCCAGUCUAUGAGGCCCAAUCCCAUUUCACCUGUUGGCCCUACAACUUACCCCUACCCCUUCUUCUUCUUUUUUAACUUAUAAGAAUCCACCACUACCUGAGAAUUGGGACAAACCUUUAAGCACUAGCUGCUGGUUAACUAGUUAACUUUAGAGCAUUGUGUGUAUUCAGAAAGGGGGGAGAUGGUGCAGAAAUUAAAUAUUAUUGUCCAUUCCUUAAGUCCUGAAAUUAGCUUUAAUUUUAUUUUAUUACUUUUUUAUGCUUGUUACUUUUUAUUUUAUUACUUUUUUAUGCUUGUUAUAAAGAAUUCGGCCAUAAAACAUUGAAACUACACAUUGAACUGUGGCAAUAUAGAGCUAACCGUCACUUUUAACAAGGAAAAUGCUUACAUUUGUGGGUUUCUUUGGUCGCUUGUUCCACCAUCUUACCAGAGAUUCUCAUAUCCCUCAGUUAAAAGUGUGCAUCUGAAAUAUUUCCGUAUGAAGGGCUAACAAGCCCUAUCCUUUUCCCCUACCCUUCCAGCCUGACAAGAAUUAGGACACCCCUAGCCCUUGGUGUGCACAUGCAAACAGAGGGGUAGGGGUAAGAGGUAGGGCCAAGGGGUGAAAUGGGGUUGGACCUUAAGACACACGUACCUAGCUGCUCUGCUAUGUAAAAGUAAAGUAAAAAAACAUAACCUUAAUUAGUCCUGGUCAUUUUAAGUCCUUCAUCAAUGGUCACAGGGUUCAGCCCACAGAAUGUUGAUGGACUAUUUUCGGUCCAACAAUGCCAAUGAGGUGUACAAAAACUCCAGCAACACUGGCUGUGCAACACACUUACACUAAGCACUUCCCAAAUAAUAUCUGCUCUGUUGCAGUCUUGUGGGUUUCUGACAAACAGGGUGAAAGAAGGAAAAUAAAGUCUGUAAUAUUUAUAGAAUUACAAAGUGCUCCUAUAAGCUUAGUGGAGCUCUGGAAAAAAAUAUCGGGUGUAGAAACAAGGAGGUUGGCAUAAUGUUAUGCUUGAUAUGUGUAUAUCUGUCUUAAAGGUGCAGUAACAUAAACAUCCUGUUGAAUUCUAAGGGAUAAAAAAGUCUGGAAAUCCCAUUUGGAAAUGAAUUUAGACUGUGUUUGGUCCAUAAACCCAUACAGAUCUUAAAAGUCAAGAUACAAGCUCUUAAAUAUUAAUACAAGCCUAGUUAAAUAUGUUAAAUGGUCUUGUAUAGAUAUUUUGGUUAACAGGCUUUUUAGUCGGUCUAGUAAUAGACUAUUCUUUUUAAAUGCUGAAGAGCUGUUUUUGUGGAAGUUUUACCGUUCUGUGUUACACCUCCAGGAGUACAUACAUGUUCAGCACAUGACAAGCAAUACUAACAGGCCUUUUUCAAGGGUUAACAUCAUUUUAUCGGUUUUAUUUCUUGUUUAUUUGUCAUUUAUGGGAGUGUUUGUCAUUAUUUUGAGCAGUUUCUCAACGUGUCGUGAAAUCAGUAAAGCCAGUGUUCUGUCCGACCUGUGGGCCUCAAAAAUGUGAGUGUUUACAAAUGUGUGGACUAGGCCUUUUUUAGCGCAAUGUAAAAAUUUGUAUUUAUAAAAAAAAAUCAAAGAGGGAGCAUGGACAGGGAGGACUGGACAUUUUCUGUGCGUACUAAUAAUAAUAAUAAUAAAAAGAAAAUAACAGGGGGGAAAAUGAUGAUAACUUUAAUGCCACUGUAUUUAAUACUUUGCACCAAAGUCACUUUCACCCUGGACCAUUCAACAGGUCUUCCUCCAGUCGCGAAGGAUGUUUUUUUAAGAGAAAACUCUAUUGUGCCAUGUUAUCGGCAGGUGCUUUUCAUAUACGAUGAUAAACUGAAAUAUGAUAUACUGAAGUAACAAUAAGUUGAAGGUUUCUGUCUAAAGCUGUUGUUCUCUGCAUGUAAUUAGUCUAAUUAAUUUGUUGUGUGUGAUCUCUCCCCCCUUUCCCUCUAUAAUUCUGUACAAUCUCAUUAUAUAAACCUAAACAUUGUAUAAUAGACAAAGCUUUACAAAAAAAUGAGAGUAUAUUUGUAUAACAUGUACAUAGGAAACACCUGAACUCCAAAAUAGGACCAAAACCUGCUUGCUGAGGUUUCCAAUGUAAUGCAUGUUUUUGAACACAAGAGGGGAUGUUUUCCCCCAAUUUAAUGACAGUAGGCUGCUCACAAUAAAAAAAAGAAAUCACAAGACAUUGAAAUAA
Astyanax mexicanus (Mexican tetra) is the source of this 6384-nucleotide messenger RNA. It is a transcript of the gene bag4, whose product is annotated as BCL2 associated athanogene 4. The record is from RefSeq and is a predicted model, not a curated record. NCBI's taxonomy places the organism in Eukaryota, Metazoa, Chordata, Actinopteri, Characiformes, Acestrorhamphidae. Bases 367 to 1578 code for a protein of 403 amino acids. Gene Ontology annotation, cellular component: cytoplasm; nucleus; cytosol. Gene Ontology annotation, biological process: protein stabilization. The transcript has 5 exons. Gene Ontology annotation, molecular function: adenyl-nucleotide exchange factor activity; protein-folding chaperone binding.